This is a messenger RNA of Zea mays, 872 nucleotides long. Its product is annotated as cofactor required for Sp1 transcriptional activation subunit 9. Lineage: Eukaryota; Viridiplantae; Streptophyta; Magnoliopsida; Poales; Poaceae. Gene Ontology annotation, cellular component: core mediator complex; mediator complex. Gene Ontology annotation, biological process: regulation of transcription by RNA polymerase II. Gene Ontology annotation, molecular function: transcription coregulator activity. The record is from RefSeq and is marked validated.
GCCCCCAUUCGUUUUCGCAUCGGCGUAUCUCCCGGCGGCCGGCAAAGGCGCUCUCGACCUCCCUGCGGUGCCGGUACGACAGUCGACAGGAUGGCAAUGGCCACAUCAGCAUCGUACCCUCCACCUCCUCCAUUUUACCGAUUGUACAAAAAUUUUGAGCAAGAUCCCUCAUCUGCACCAGAACCUCCACCACCAAUUGACGAACCAUUCAAAGCCUUGGGUGUUGAUUACACAGGAGAUGUUGUGAUUCCAAGCUUGGAGAGUCAUAAUGUCCGUCAGCUUUAUCCAAAGGGUCCCAAUAUUGACUUCAAGAAGGAGCUUAGGACCCUCAACAGAGAGCUUCAAUUGCAUAUUUUGGAGCUGGCAGAUAUAUUAGUUGAGAGACCAUCUCAAUAUGCUCGUAGGGUAGAAGAUAUUACGCUCAUAUUCAAGAACUUACAUCAUCUUCUCAAUUCCUUACGACCUCAUCAGGCAAGGGCCACAUUGAUUCACAUGCUUGAGAGCCAAAUUCGGCACCGCAAGGAAGCAAUUGAAGAUAUAAAGCAGAGGAGGGAGGAAGCGCAAAAGGUGCUUGGGGAAUCACUGCUUAUCUUGGAUGGAAGUCAAACUAACUAGGCUGACGCCGUCAAGGUAGUUGGUUCAAGACCGAUUCUUCUAUGAGUUAGUGUGUUAGUAGAAUAGAAGACAAGAUGUGUCUGGAUUGUUGUGGUAUCAUCUGUUGUGGCUUGUGGUAUUUCCAGCUUUGAUAACUGAAUUUUCUUACUUCUAUGGUCUAUGUUAGCAAAGUUGGAUUACUUUCUUACUUCCAUUGGUACUCAACUGCAUCAUGGGUUACUUUCUUGUGGAAGUGUAUAUUGUGAGAUUGAUGCCUC